Messenger RNA from Chara braunii, 2518 nucleotides. NCBI's taxonomy places the organism in Eukaryota, Viridiplantae, Streptophyta, Charophyceae, Charales, Characeae. The record is from the annotation of a GenBank genome assembly.
CUCAAGUCUUUUCCAAGUUCACGGUUUUCACCACGUCGCAGUCCGACCGGAGGACCGACCCAAAACUGCCUUUGUCCUGUUUGAGGGCACGUGGCAAUGGGUCUGGUGUCCCAUGGGAAUUUGUAACGCCCCUGCAACGUUUCAGCGGGCCAUGAAUAUGGCCUUCGCCGAGUUCGUUAACAAAACCCGACUAACCCAGCCCCUGAUCAAUUUCUGCGUGAUUGUGUACAUGGAUGAUAUUUUGGUCUUUUCAAAAACACACGAGUACCCUGUGGAACACAUUGAGUGGGUUUUGCAUGCACUGAAAGAUGCAGGGUUCAAAGUGGCCUUGGAGAAAAGCGAGUUCUUCUUGUCGGAGAUCUCAUUCUUGGGGUAUAUCGUCAUAGUCGACGGACUAAAACCGGAUCCGAGGAAGGUGGCAGCAGUUCAAGACGCCCCAGCGCGUGUCACACUCACCCAGGUUCGGGCUUUUCUAGGGCUGGCAUCCUAUUACCGACGCUUUAUCAAGGGGUUCGCCGGCAUAGCGAAGCCCCUCACGAACCUGCUGAAGAAAGAGGAACAGCUGAUCUGGACGCCGGAAUGCGAAGCAGCGUUUCAGGCAUUGAAGGAGGCUCUGACAUUUGCUCUUGUGUUGGCACGCCCCGACCCGACAAGACCGUUCGCACUGUACACAGACUGGCAGCCUCAGGCGAUAUCGGCGGUGCUGACUCGGCACGGCAAGGACGGAAGGGAGCACGUCAUUGAGUAUGCGUCCAAGACAUUGAGCCAGGUGCAGGCUAAUUACGAAGCGUGCAAAGGUGAAUGCCUGGCGGUGGUGUGGGGGAUUCAGCAUUUCCGACUGUAUCUGUACGACCAGAAAUUCGUGCUGGUAACGGAUCAUCAGCCGCUACUGUCCCUACGCAACAACACAGACUACACGGGGACGCUGGGCAGGUGGGCGGUGCGUCUGCAAGACUAUGACUUCGACAUCUGCCACCGUGCCACGCGGCAGCAUGGUAACGCCGAUGGAUUAACGCACCUUCUGCUGCCCAACAAGUGUCCCGCCAACGAGCGACUCAUUCCGUGGAGGCCAGAAGUCGCGGCGACGAAACCGCACUACGGGGAGCUACACAUGCUGCGCGACUCGUUGUCAGAACUUACCAAAGCCGAACGGCGGAGAGUCACGGAGCGGGCGAAGGACUAUCGCUGGCAGGGCUCGACGUUACAAAAACGGAAGGUUGAUGACGACGGAGAGUCUAGCCGGUUGACGGUUCCAAACCCUCUUGCUAGGUUCGAUUGGACACGAGCUGCUCAUGAGGAGGAUGCGGUCCAUUUCGCGGUCAAGUACACGGAAAAAGCCAUCGAAAAGAACGGAUGGUACUGGUUGGGAAUUCGGAAAGAUGUGAAAUACAUCGUUCAGAAUUGCCCGGCCUGCACGGCGGAUAAGGCGCCGGUACAGAUGCCUCGGACGAUGGUUCCCACUCGGAGCAGGAUGAACCAUCGCCAGCCGGAGCAUGAGCCCCUCGAGCACUUCCAGACGCCGCUUGCAGAUCGCUUGUUGCGGCAUCGGUUUAAUGAGGAGAGGCAGUUGCGGUACGACAUCCAACAGGUGAACGUGCCAGCGCCCGGGGUUGAUGAUUUGGCAGCGUACUCGUUGCUUUGCGAUCGGCUGACAUAUGCGGGAGUGUACGUGGACGUGACACAGAUGCCUGGCCGGGAGACGACCCUAGUAUUCAUUGAGUUCCGUGCGCUCCAGGUGGCACCCAACUUCGUGCACAGCGUCGCCACCUUCAUCGGAGACUUGACGGUCCUACCGCAGCGGAAUCAGGAACCGGCGCGCAGCUUUGUGCCCGAAUACGUGGUGGAAGCGGCCAGAUCAGUGGCCAGAGUGCAAGGACGGGGGGGGCACCGAUUCACAGCCCACGAAGUGCUACUGCGUAGGGCAGAGGACAGACCGAUUGCGUUGGUGCCGCAGCUCCCUGCGCUUCUCCCUCCCGCUGCUCCUCUCAACCUCCAAGCUAUUCCCCCUGUCCCGGGAUGUUCCGGUUACGCUAUCGGGGAGCACUUCGUCGUUUACUACGUCAUCGCGCGGCCCAAGCCAGCGGAGAAGGAAGGGACGGUGGCGCUGUACCCCUUUGCCCUGCUCCAGACAAUCGAUCCGGGAUUGUUGGAGCUCAUACAUCUUGAGCUCCUCUCCAUUGCACAAGUGAUCGCGAGCGAGGAGGAGGAGAUCCAACCACGAUUGCGGACGACGACGGCCCCGCGGAGAACGUACAACGCGGUCGUCAUCCCGGAUUACAUUGCGCAGCGCGCGGAGAGAUUGGAGGACUUCCCGGAGGAAAGGCCGUUGCGUCCUCCCUCGUCGUAUCCUCGACCAGUGCCACCGAAGGCCCCCAAGAAGACGCCGAAGAGGAAGAGACGCCACCCAUCGCCAGGAGCGCAAGGCAGCAGGAUCGGCGGUCUGUGGAGGUGAUUCAGCCCUCACGUACGCGGAUUCAUGACCCUGUGUCUGGGAGCGCGGCGACGCUCCUUAAGGAGA